Molecule: messenger RNA, 1462 nt
Organism: Cadophora gregata
Lineage: Eukaryota; Fungi; Ascomycota; Leotiomycetes; Helotiales; Ploettnerulaceae
Gene: ARG3
Product: ornithine carbamoyltransferase
Exons: 3
Coding region: 132-1244 (370 amino acids)
Biological process (GO): L-citrulline biosynthetic process
Cellular component (GO): mitochondrion
Molecular function (GO): amino acid binding; ornithine carbamoyltransferase activity
Source: RefSeq, a predicted model, not a curated record
CCACACGCUAGAACAUGCCUGCAUGCAUGCCACCAUAUCUGCAGCCUGGCCUGGCUGUGGUGGGUGGUGGGUGGUGUGGAAAGAUUUAAAGACUCACAUGAAGUGAGCAAAAUUUCAAGUAUCUGCACAAAAUGCCAUCCACAGCCCACCUUCGUCCAGCUCGAGCAGCUCUCCAACAGCUCUCAAAAACCGCCUCCAAACGCAAUUACUCGCUCGCCCCAUCACCAGCAACACCACUCACUUCCCCCUUCGCUCCCCGUCAUCUCCUCUCCAUCGCAGACCUCACACCUACCGAACUCACCACCCUCGUCCGCAAUGCCUCGACCUCCAAAACUGCCAUCAAAUCCGGGUCAACACCCUCCCAUCUCCAAGGCGCCCUCUCCGGCAAGACCGUCGCAAUGAUGUUCAACAAACGUUCAACACGCACACGAGUUUCGACCGAAGCAGCAGUGACAACAAUGGGCGGGCACCCCAUGUUCCUAGGGAAAGACGAUAUUCAGCUCGGCGUAAACGAAUCCCUUUACGAUACCUCACUCGUCAUCUCCAGCAUGACAUCCUGUAUGGUCGCUCGCGUAGGCCCUCACUCCGAUGUCGCAGAUCUAGCAAAACACUCCUCUGUACCUGUCAUCAAUGCCCUGUCAGAAGACUACCACCCUCUCCAAACUAUCGCCGAUUUCCUCACUAUCCACGAAGCGUUUCCUUCUUCUUCCAGUGCGAGAGGAGCGUCGAGUCUUGGUUUGGAAGGGCUGAAGAUCGCGUGGGUAGGAGACGCAAAUAACGUGCUCUUCGACCUCGCAAUCGGGGCCCUGAAACUCGGCGUGAACAUUUCCGUCGCCGCGCCAGAAGGCUACACAAUCCCCUCGCGCAUGCGGGAUAUCAUACUCUCUUCUACCCAAGGCGUCUCUUCGCCAGGUAAGUUGUCCGAGACCAACGUGCCAGAAGAAGCUAUCAAAGAUGCGGAUAUUCUUGUGACGGAUACAUGGGUGUCCAUGGGACAGGAAGAGGAAUCGGCGAAGAGACUGAAGGCUUUUGAGGGAUAUCAGAUUACGAAUGAGUUGGCAAAGAGGGGUGGUGCGAAGGAGGGCUGGAAGUUCAUGCAUUGUUUGCCGAGGCAUCCUGAGGAGGUGGCUGAUGAGGUAUUCUAUAGUCCUAGGAGUUUGGUUUUCCCAGAGGCGGAGAAUAGGCUCUGGGCUGCUAUCUCUGCUCUGGAAGGCUUUGUUGUCAAUAAGGGAAAGAUUGUGUAAAUCGGUACCUUGCACAAUCCCGUGCUUGGGAAUGGCAGCCUAGCUCUGAUCAUCAGUCCCGUCUGUAUUCAGAUGAUCGAGACUGACGUUGAGACGACGGUAUUUGAAGAACUUUGCGCCUAAGACCGGCCACCUGGACCCUAUGUUCGAUUAAAAUACUAAUAUAAAAGUCCGGCGUUCAAAACCAUGAAGAAUGAAAUAGAGCGUUACUUUGUUGC